UCCAGUUCAGUUUACACAAACGUCAAACUGGGAAAGGGAGACCGUGUUUGUCUCAUGAACAGUUUGAAGUGAUAGUACGCUAAAGCAAAGUAUAGUUUUACAUGUUGCAUAGGACUGUAUUUUAUGAUUAGUAACAUAACGAACCAUUAGACGUGUCCUCGAAUCGAGCCUAAUUAUAACCCGAGCUCGCUCGCGGUCAGUAACAGUAUCUCGUGAGCUGGACACAGCGCGCCCGGACUGGCCAUUGACAACUUCUCUGCGUCCACUGGAGAAAAACCGCACGAAACUUCAGAUUUCAAACACACUAAGGUUUCUCAUCUAUGCCUGUCCCUCCUCCACCUCCCCCAGCACCCCCACCCCCACCUCCACCUGCUUCAGCUCCUGCACAGUCACGGACAGACCCUCCUAUAGUGCAGCGUUCUCAAGGAGGAGGUCGCAAUGCGCUAUUGGGUGACAUUCAGAAGGGGGCGAGGCUGAAAAAGGUCACACAAGUCAACGAUCGAAGUGCCCCUGUACUUGACAAGCCUAAAGUGAGUGGUGUGGAUGAUAAUGGAAGACAUGGGGUUCCAAGCACAGCAGGUUCUGCUCCACCUACAAUGGGUCCAAGUCUGGGUGGACUGUUUGCUGGGGGAUUUCCUGUCCUCAAACCAGUUGGACAAAGAGACAAACGGCCACAGCACAACCCGGUGUCUCGUUCGGGUUCAUCCGCUAGCCUGAAACAGCCUCUUUGGAACCCUCCAUCACAAGGAGAUGGUUUUAGAGGAAGCGCCCCUGAUCUGUCCCCCUCCCACAAACCUUUGGAAAGAACCGCCUCUUUACCUAAAGCUCGGCCCCUUUCCUCAUACACGGCCCCGCCCUCCCCCAGCCAAACCGCACAUCCUGAUUUCAAACUGUUGUCCUCCACACCACCAUCUUCUGCUCCACCCCCUCCUCCUCAUUUUGGACCGCAAGUGCGACCAAGUCAUAAACCACCACCACUCCCCACCGGCCCGCCACCACCCCCGCCUCCUCAAAUGGCAAAACCCACUUGGUUACCUGUCCAAUCACACUCCAUUCCUAUGCCCACAACUCCGCCUCCUCCGCCGCCUCCUUCCAUCCCACCUUCCAUGCUCCCUGACAGAUCAUCAGGGGUCUUUUACCCUCCGCCCCCUCCACCUCCUCCGUCAAUACCUCCAUCCUCACUCCCCGACAGAUCAUCUGGGGUCUUCUAUCCUCCACCCCCUCCCUCGGUUCCUCCAUCCUCGGUCCCUAAACGGUCAUCUGGAGUUUUCUUUUCUCCACCUCCUUCUCCAGGCGUGUUAGAAAUGAAUAAAAGUCAUUUAGGCCCUCCACCUCCUCCUCUUCCUGCUUCUUUUUCGUCUAGCCACCCCUCCUCAGCACCACCCCCACCACCUCCAAAAGUCCCUCCCAUGCCCUCACCAGCAUACAGGCCCAUCGUACCACCUUUGCCGCCUUCUUAUCCGUGUACCGCCCCCAGCAGACGACCCCCUGCGGUGCCACGGAGUGCAGGUGCUCCACGGUUGGCUCCACCUCCUGUCCCACCAGCUCGAUCUCCUACCACUGAGCUUUCCAGUAGGAUCCCGCCUCCUCCUCCUCUUCCGCUGUCAGCCCCGCCCAGUUUAGUACGGAACGGACAUCUGUAUAGUUUAGAUGACUUUGAAUCAAAGUUUCAUUUCCAUCCUAUUGAGGACUUCCCUCCUCCUGAAGAGUUCAGGCCCUUCCCACGUAUCUACCCCAGCAAAGAGAACAGAGUCAACCCGCAACCUCCUGCCACGAGGACUCAUUUAAGAUGAAAUGUGACAAUACCAUUUUUGGUGCUAACUUUUACCAGGACAUUUCUGAUUCAACAUCCCAUCAUCAGGGCAGAACAGCAGCUUAAAAUUGGUUGUAUCAACUCAACUAAAAACCAUCUUUUUAUGUAAAAUGAACAUGAACUUGUUUCACCUUUUUGUUUUGUUUGUAAUAUUGUAGGAGUUUCAGUAACAAAUGUUUUUAAAUAAUUUUGCUUUUCAUAGCUGACCAAAUUAAAUUAGUCGCCUAGAAUUUUUUUUACGUAACAGUUACUAACUAGUAACAGAGUUGAAAUAAGAAAAAUAAGAAAAGGUGGCUCAAAAAAAUAAGGUUAAAGAGCAGCAAAAGUAAAGCUCAAGAGUGUUGAGUAAAUACAAGAUCUGAGAAGUCUGACAUUAUUUUUUUCAAAAGGAAAGAAAGCAAACCAAUACGUGUAAAAUCUCGGAAUCUGUAUGAAAUGAACUGAAUCUGGUGUACUUUUCUUUGUAAAUGGUAAAUGAAAGAUUGCUGAAACUAACAAGUGUGCUUUUUAAUAUCAUUAAAAAAAAAUUAU
This is a messenger RNA of Triplophysa rosa, 2344 nucleotides long. It is a transcript of the gene wipf3, whose product is annotated as WAS/WASL interacting protein family member 3. NCBI's taxonomy places the organism in Eukaryota, Metazoa, Chordata, Actinopteri, Cypriniformes, Nemacheilidae. Gene Ontology annotation, molecular function: actin binding. The record is from RefSeq and is a predicted model, not a curated record. The transcript has 8 exons. The coding region runs from base 321 to 1793 and encodes 490 amino acids.